AUCUCCACCUGCAUCAAGGACCUGCCAGUCUGAGCAGUUUUCUGUCCCAAGGUCACCAAGGGGCUACCUGCUCCCCCACUGCCAGCCUCCAGCAUGCAGGAGGCCUUCAUGACACCAACACCUUCGGGCCCCAGCCACUCCUCAGUCUCCACCCAGGACAAGUCCUCCUCUGGCCCACAGCCCUCGAAGCCCUCGGUCGUGCCAGGCCCCACGAGGUCCAAGAACCCCAGUUCCAGGGCCAAUUCCCACCUGAUGCGCCGGAUCAUUGCAGAGGAUGCCGAGUGGUCACUGGCCAUUGUGCCCCUCCUAACAGAGCUCUGCAUUCAGCACAUCAUCAAGAACUUCCAGAAUAACCCCAUCCUGAAGCAGCUGCUCCCGGAGCACCAGCAGAAGGUCCUGAGCCACCUGUCCCCUGACCUGCCACUGGCUGUGACAGCCAACCUGAUCGCCGACGAAAGCUACUGGCGCCGCUGCUGCACGCAGCGCUGGCCCAUGUGCCACGUGGCCGGGCACGGCGGCAACUGGAAGCGCAUGUUCUUCGAGAGGCACCUGGAGGACCUGCUGAAGCACUUCAUCCCGGGCACCACGGACCCCGCGGUGAUCCUGGACCUGCUGCCGCUCUGCAGGGACUACGUGCGCCGCAUCCACGUGGACCAGUUCCUGCCGCCCGUGCUGAUGCCGUCACCGCCCAUGACCGAGGACCAGUCAGACUCGGGCAGCGAGGGAGAGAUGGAGGAGGCCGCCCUCGACCACUACCAGCUGGGCGACCUGGUGGCAGGCCUGAGUCACCUGGAGGAGCUGGACCUGGUGUACGGCGUCAAGGACUGCGGCAUGAACUUCGAGUGGAACCUCUUCCUCUUCACCUACCGCGACUGCCACGCCUUGGCGGCCACCAUCAAGGCAUGCCACACCCUCAAGAUCUUCAGGCUGACACGAAGCAAGGUGGAUGAUGACAAGGCACGCAUCAUCAUUCGGAGCCUCCUGGACCACCCAGUCCUCGAGGAGCUGGACCUGUCGCACAACCUCAUUGGGGACCGCGGCGCGCGUGGCGCUGCCAAGCUGCUGAGCCACAGUCACCUGCGUGUGCUCAACCUGGCCAACAACCAGGUGCGUGCACCUGGUGCCCAGUCCCUGGCUCACGCCCUGGCACAGAACACCAGCCUCAUUUCCCUCAACCUGCGCCUCAACUGCAUCGAGGAUGAGGGUGGCCAGGCUCUGGCCCAUGCCUUGCAGACCAACAGGUGCCUCACAACGCUGCACCUCGGUGGCAACGAGCUGUCCGAGCCCACCGCCACGCUACUGUCCCAGGUGCUCGCUGUCAACACCACGCUCACCAGCAUCAACCUGUCCUGCAACCACAUCGGGCUGGAUGGUGGGAAGCAGCUCCUAGAAGGCAUGUCAGACAACACGACCCUCCUGGAAUUUGACUUGCGCCUGUCAGAUGUCGCCCAGGAGAGCGAGUACCUCAUUGGCCAGACCCUCUAUGCCAACCGAGAAGCAGCCCGCCAGCGGGCCUUGAAUCCCGGCCACUUCAUGUCACACUGAUCACUGCCGAUGGCCCUGAGAACCCCAUGGGAUGAGA
Messenger RNA from Carlito syrichta (Philippine tarsier), 1582 nucleotides. RefSeq names its product t-complex-associated-testis-expressed 1 (gene TCTE1). Gene Ontology annotation, molecular function: protein binding. Gene Ontology annotation, biological process: flagellated sperm motility. Gene Ontology annotation, cellular component: sperm flagellum. The coding region runs from base 94 to 1545 and encodes 483 amino acids. The transcript is spliced from 4 exons. Lineage: Eukaryota; Metazoa; Chordata; Mammalia; Primates; Tarsiidae. The record is from RefSeq and is a predicted model, not a curated record.